Molecule: messenger RNA, 1155 nt
Organism: Sphaerulina musiva SO2202
Lineage: Eukaryota; Fungi; Ascomycota; Dothideomycetes; Mycosphaerellales; Mycosphaerellaceae
Product: cathepsin E
Exons: 3
Coding region: 1-1155 (384 amino acids)
Biological process (GO): proteolysis
Molecular function (GO): aspartic-type endopeptidase activity
Source: RefSeq, a predicted model, not a curated record
AUGGUCUCUGCCGCACCAGCAACAGCACCACCAGCACCCGCCGAGGAAAUGAAACCCGCCGUCAUCCUUUCCAUGAAGCACGCGAUGAAUGUGACUUCGAUCAAGAACCUCGUUGCCAAGGGCCAAGCCCGACUCAACAAGAUCAAUGGCGGUGCCGAUAUUGUUGCACGUGAUGGCUCGGGCACGGUGAUUAACGAUAUUUCGUCUUAUCUUGCUCCGAUGUCGAUUGGUGGGAAGACGUGGGAUCUCAUUGUUGAUACUGGAUCUUCCAACACCUGGUGCGGUGCCCAGUCCCGCUGUGAGGGCACUUCCACAGGAAAGAGCACCGGAGGCCGCGUUUCCGUCAGCUACGGUAGCGGAUCCUUCUCCGGCAGCGAGUACACCGACGUAGUUGAGUUUGGUGGCCUCACGGUGCGCUCCCAAUCGAUUGGCGCCGCCAGUUCCGCUCAGGGAUUCCAAGGUGUCGAUGGUAUUUUGGGACUGGGACCCGUUGAGCUCACCGAGUCGACUGUUUCCAACGUCAACUCUGUCCCAACAUUCAUGGACAACCUCUACAAACAAGGCAGCAUCUCCACCGAAGUCCUCGGCGUAUACUUCGCCCCCGUCUCCGGCAGCGCCACCAGCGCCAGCAACGGCGAACUCACCCUCGGCGGCGUCGACAGCUCCAAAUACAGCGGCUCCCUCACCUACCUCUCCAAAGCCCGCUCCGGCUCCUCUUCCCCCUACUGGGGCCUCACCUUCUCCUCCUUCACCCUCGGCAACACAAACCUCGGCGGCAGCAACUCCGCCGGAAUCGUCGACACGGGAACCACACUCAUCUACAUCCCGACAUCCGCCUACAACAAAUUUUUGUCUUCUGCAGCCUCGGGGGGUACAACAGAUUAUUCUUCGGGUCUCGCAGCAUUUAAUUCUCGCCCCUCGGCCGAUUUUAGUUUUACUGUUGCGGGAAGCAAAUUUACGUUGUCGCCUGAGCAGUAUUUGGUGCCGCAGGCGCAGUAUGCGAAUUUUGGACUUGAGCAGGGGAAGUAUUAUGCGUGGAUUAAUGAUGGAGGUGCGAGUGGUGUGAAUACGAUUAUUGGGCAGAAGUUUUUGGAGAAUUAUUAUUCGGUUUAUGAUACUACGAGGGGCAGGAUUGGGUUUGCGAAGCGUCGUUAG